AUGUCGAAAAGAGCCGCUGACGCCUCCGACGACGCCGCCGCCCUCAAGGCCGGCGAGCGCCCGCUCGCCGAUGCCCCUCCCGACGAGAUGGGCGAGUUUGAGGACGAGUAUGAGGACGAGUUCGAGAGCGAGGACGAGAUUCUGGAGGCUGGUGUUGACGGACGACCGGAUGCCGAGCGCGAGGAAGAGGAAAAGGCCGACGCCAUGGAAGUAGAUCAACAAACGUUCAUCCCCGGUCGCACGAAACUCGCGCCUGGUGAGGUCCUCUCCCCUGAUCCCUCUACAUACGAUAUGCUCCACACUCUCAGCACGCCGUGGCCGUGCUUGUCCUUUGACAUUGUCCGCGAUACCCUGGGCGACAACCGGAAGACCUAUCCCGCGACGGUAUAUGCGGUGACUGGAACACAGGCAGAGGGCCGUCGGGCGAAGGAGAAUGAGCUGAUGGUUCUGAAGCUGAGCGGACUGAGCAAGAUGGAGAGAGAGAAUGAGACAGACUCAGAGAGCGACUCGGACGACGACGAAGGGGGCGAGGCCAUUCUCGAGCACAAGAGCAUUCCUCUCGGGUCUACGGCCAACCGUAUCCGCGCCCAUCAAACUCCGCAAUCCGACUUCACCAAGCCACCGCAAACCAUCACCGCGACCAUGCUGGAGAACUCGCAGGUUGUCAUCCACGACGUCACUCCGCACCUUACUAGUUUCGACGUACCCGGUACCAUGCUUCCUCCCUCCGCCUCCAAGCCCCUGUCUACUCUCCGCAUGCACAAGUCCGAAGGAUACGCCCUCGACUGGUCUCCCCUCCAGCCGCUUGGAAAGCUCCUUACUGGUGACAACGACGGUUUGAUUUACGUUACAACUCGCACUGAAGGCGGCGGUUGGGUAACCGACACCCGCGCAUUCCACGGCCACACCUCCUCGAUUGAAGAGCUGCAAUGGUCACCCAACGAGAAGAACGUCUUUGCUUCUGCGAGCAGCGAUGGAACCGUCAAGGUCUGGGACGUCCGUUCGAAAUCGCGCACGCCUGCCGUCAACGUCAAGAUCUCCAACACCGAUGUCAACGUCAUGACCUGGUCGAAGCAGACUUCCCAUCUUCUCGCUACCGGUGCCGAUGAUGGUCAAUGGGCCGUCUGGGAUCUGCGACAUUGGAAGCCUAGCCCGUCCUCCUCCGCCCCGAUCACCGCGUCACCUGUCGCUUCAUUCGACUUCCACAAGGAGCCCAUUACAAGUAUUGAAUGGCACCCGACGGACGACAGUGUCGUUGCUGUCGGAUCAGCCGAUAACACCGUCACCCUCUGGGAUCUUGCCGUCGAGCUGGACGAGGAAGAGAGCCGCGAGGCUGGACUCAAUGACGUUCCGCCGCAGUUGCUGUUCGUUCACUACAUGGAGUCAGUCAAGGAGCUGCACUGGCAGGCUCAAAUGCCCGGUACGCUUAUGGCGACUGGUAGCAGCGGUUUCGGUGUCUUCAAGACGAUCAGUGUCUAA
Aspergillus mulundensis is the source of this 1479-nucleotide messenger RNA. Its product is annotated as ribosome biosynthesis protein RRB1. The transcript has 3 exons. Bases 1 to 1479 code for a protein of 492 amino acids. Gene Ontology annotation, molecular function: protein binding. The record is from RefSeq and is a predicted model, not a curated record. NCBI's taxonomy places the organism in Eukaryota, Fungi, Ascomycota, Eurotiomycetes, Eurotiales, Aspergillaceae.